Messenger RNA from Rotaria sordida, 954 nucleotides. The record is from the annotation of a GenBank genome assembly. NCBI's taxonomy places the organism in Eukaryota, Metazoa, Rotifera, Eurotatoria, Philodinida, Philodinidae.
AUGCACACCAGGGAAAUUUGGUUUUUAUUAUUUCGUCGCUCCGAAAUUCAUAUCCUUCCCUUUGAAUAUCGGUUCGGGUGUAUCAAUAUACGUAAAGAAGAAACAGGAAGUAGCAGCGAAAUAAUUGACAAUGUUAUAAGUAGUCCAUUCAAUGGAUGGAUAAAACAUCAAGUGAAUUUUACUAGUGCAGCACCUGGAUACAAAAUUUACUUUGAACUUGAGAAAAAACUUGGGUCUGUUGCAUUUCAAUCCAGAAUUGCAAUCGAUGAAAUAUCAAUUCAUCAAGGAAGUUGUUUUGAUGAACCUUUAACUCAAAGUACAGCAACUAUAUUAAUUACAUCAAUAGAAUCAAUGACAACUGAUGUUAAUAUUCUAACUAAUGUACCAGAAACAUCCAUUGAACAAACAACAAGUAUAGCCACAACAGAACCUUUGACAACAUUUCGUACAUCGGAAAUGCCAAGCACUAUUUUUACUACAACGGCUUCUGCAUCAACAAUGAUUUCUUUGACCACGAUUGCGACUACAAGUACGACUACCAUGUCAAGUACCGUUACAACUUCAAAUACAAGUGGAACUAGUACGACAACUUCAAGUACUACGGCAAUUCCAAGUAUGACGACAACUACCAUGAAAAGCACAACAAUAACAAUAAGUGAAAUUUCAGCAACAACAACUACGAAAAUGUUUACGUCCACUACAACAUCAAUUGAUCUAACAACUGGAAAUGUUGAACCGACUUCAACAACUAGUGUUUCUUAUAUAACAACAACCAUAGAUGAUGUUCAAAUUACAUCAUCUGUCAAACUUUAUGUUAUUAUUUUAGCUACUGUUAUUCCUAUUGGCACAGUUAUAGUGAUUAUUUUAACUAUCUGGCUUAAAUAUUUCGUUUGCAAUAAAAAAUCCAAGUCAAACAUUUUUGAAAUGAACCGAGUGAGACCAGCAUUCAUAUAA